This is a messenger RNA of Camelina sativa (false flax), 1227 nucleotides long. RefSeq names its product transcription factor MYB63-like. Lineage: Eukaryota; Viridiplantae; Streptophyta; Magnoliopsida; Brassicales; Brassicaceae. The record is from RefSeq and is a predicted model, not a curated record.
UUUACAUUCAUCUUUCUCAUCUCAAGAUCACUCUCUUACCUCUCUCAUAUAUAUGUAUAAAACAGAGAACCACUUAUAUUCGGUAAAAGUGAAUCUCUCAAUACUGAUCAGUUAUAUAUAUAAAUAGAUAUAAAGAAAGAGGAGAGAGGGAGUGGUAGAGUGAGAAAGAGAGAGAAUGGGGAAGGGAAGAGCACCUUGUUGUGACAAGACCAAAGUAAAGAGAGGUCCAUGGAGCCCAGAAGAAGAUUUGAAACUCAUCUCUUUCAUUCAAAAGUUUGGUCAUGAGAACUGGAGAUCUCUUCCCAAACAGUCUGGGCUAUUGCGGUGUGGGAAGAGUUGUCGUCUAAGGUGGAUUAACUACCUCAGGCCAGAUCUGAAGCGUGGUAACUUCACUGCAGAGGAGGAAGAAACAAUCAUCAAGCUCCACCAGAACUAUGGGAACAAGUGGUCAAAAAUAGCUUCUAAGCUUCCAGGUAGAACAGAUAACGAAAUCAAGAAUGUGUGGCACACUCAUCUAAAGAAAAGAUUGGUACAGAGCGAUCCCACUGCAGAUGAACCAGCUUCAUCACCUUGUUCAAGUGAUUCUGUUUCUCGUGGGAACGAGGAGAAGUCACGAGCAGAGGAUUCUUUCAACAGAACAACUAAACAUGAGUCAUCAUCGAGGACAUCAGCUGUGUCUUCAGGUAGUUCCAUUAACCAUUCAAACCAAGAAGAUGAUCCAAAGAUAGGCCUGACGUUUGAGUACAUAGAAGAAGCUUAUAGCGAGUUUAACGACAUUAUUCAAGAGGUAGACAAACCGGAUCUGCUGGAGAUCCCUUUCGAUACAGAUAAUGACAUUUGGAGUUACUUAGAUGCUUCAAACUCGUUUCAACAAUGCGCUGCAAAUGAGUUCAGCUCAGCUACAAGAACAGAAGAAGAGUCUGAUGAGGAUGAGGUUAAGAAAUGGUUAAAGCACCUGGAAAGCGAACUUGGGUUAGAAGAAGAUGACAGUCAACAACAAAGAACACAAGACAACAAAGAAGAAUCAUCAUCACUACUGAAAACCUACGAGCUCAUGAUACAUUAACUGAAACCAAAAGGCUUAUUUUUCACUUUAUGAGUUUUAAUUUCCAUCCAUGACCAAGAGAAAAUAUACUUUAUUUUGGGAUAUGAAUAUAUUUAAUGGAAAGGUAGGUAUAUAGUAGAGAAAAAUGUAUUCCAUAGUUUAAAUGUACAGUAUUUGGCAUU